AUGUCUCUGUUCGUGGACGCAGACUUCCCUUUGCUCAGGCAGCAUCAGCACAAAGACCUGGAGUUUAAGGUGGGAUUUGGAGAGCGGGGUCACUGCAAAGAGCCAGAGCGCGCUGCCGUCACGGAGGGGCAGAGGAAGAGGAAGAGGACCAUCUUCAGCCGAGCGCAGCUGUCCGAGCUGGAGCAGGCCUUCGCUGUGACUCCGUAUCCGGACAUCACCCUGCGGGAGAGGCUGGCCGCGCACACACACCUGCCUGAGAGCAAGAUACAGGUAUGGUUCCAAAACAGAAGAGCCAGAAGCAUCAAAACUGGGAGACUCUCCAAGUCCACCAAGACUGCCCUGGGAGGUAGAGGGGUUGAGGAGCCCUACCAGCCCAGGACCCGGGUCCCCACCCCUGGGCCUGUCUCUUCCACCUGCUUCCCCACCCCGACCACCAUAGCAGACGUAUUCAGGCCGGAGCAGAGCUACUCCUGUGAGGACGGGCCACAGAUGUAUUCAGACUGGAUCCAACGCUAUGGCAACCCUGUAUCGUCAUCAUCUCCAUCAUCUCUACUGCACCAGCCUGCGCCCAGCUCCCCGAAACUCUCUGAGCCUCUGCUCUGGGAAGAGGAGCAGCCACGGUCACACAUCGGACCUCUGCCCGGCUUCCUGCCAGGCUCGCUUCCCCAGCCCAUCAUGCGGCAGCCUCACCACUCGUCAUCGUCCUCCCACUCCUACCGGGACAUCAGUUUGGGACCCCAGGCCUUCAGGAACUUCAAGCCCCAGAGCUUGGCUCCAUCUGGGACCUACCAGGCCAGAUUUGGAGGCAACGCUGGAGGUGGAGGUCACACCUCUGUUGACCAGGUGGUCCCUUCCCACCCCCAGCCAGUGUACUGGGAUGUAACCCAGGGACAGGGCCACCACAACCACCACCAUCACCAUCAUCCACAGCUGGGACCACAGACCUCCAUGGGCUACAUCUCAGACCUCAUCUACAACGCUGCUAUUGUCACCAACUUCCUGGAAUUCUGA
Messenger RNA from Myripristis murdjan (pinecone soldierfish), 1011 nucleotides. RefSeq names its product SEBOX homeobox (gene sebox). Gene Ontology annotation, molecular function: DNA binding. NCBI's taxonomy places the organism in Eukaryota, Metazoa, Chordata, Actinopteri, Holocentriformes, Holocentridae. The transcript has 3 exons. The record is from RefSeq and is a predicted model, not a curated record. The coding region runs from base 1 to 1011 and encodes 336 amino acids.